Molecule: messenger RNA, 426 nt
Organism: Trichoderma asperellum CBS 433.97
Lineage: Eukaryota; Fungi; Ascomycota; Sordariomycetes; Hypocreales; Hypocreaceae
Source: RefSeq, a predicted model, not a curated record
AUGCCAAUAUCACAGCAGGCGAAUGGGAGGCAAACAAUAUCGUUGCCGCAGUAUAGCCGGCCCACCGGUAUUCAGAGAAUACCACCAGCGGCAAUGAAUCAGAGCAAUAUCGUGGAUAUGCCGAACAUGAAUGGCCAGCAUAUCUCGGAAUCCCCGGUCUCGAUGGACUCUAGCAUCAAUCAUGCGACCGCAGGGGGGGAUUUCUCUUCAAGAGAAACAGGAUCAAAGAAUAACUCAACAGGAUCAGAGGAUAAAUCAACAAGACCAGAGGACAAGAGGAUUUUUCAACUUGAAAGCAACCUCCUUAAGAACCAAGACCUAUUAAUGCAAAUGCGCUGCUAUUUGGAGAGUGAACAGCCCAACGAUGCGCCUCUUUAUAUGGAGGACACGGAUAAUAUCCCAAAUCAAGGGACAUUUAUCCCAUAA